This is a messenger RNA of Eubalaena glacialis (North Atlantic right whale), 1316 nucleotides long. It is a transcript of the gene NIPA1, whose product is annotated as NIPA magnesium transporter 1. Bases 1 to 975 code for a protein of 324 amino acids. Gene Ontology annotation, biological process: magnesium ion transport. Gene Ontology annotation, cellular component: membrane. The record is from RefSeq and is a predicted model, not a curated record. Gene Ontology annotation, molecular function: magnesium ion transmembrane transporter activity. NCBI's taxonomy places the organism in Eukaryota, Metazoa, Chordata, Mammalia, Artiodactyla, Balaenidae. The transcript is spliced from 5 exons.
AUGGGGACUGCAGCGGCUGCUGCGGCGGCGGCCGGGGAGGGGGCGCGCAGCCCGAGCCCCGCCGCCGUGUCGCUCGGCCUGGGCGUGGCCGUGGUGUCGAGCCUGGUGAACGGGUCCACCUUCGUGCUGCAGAAGAAGGGCAUCGUGCGCGCCAAGCGGCGAGGUACCUCCUAUUUAACAGACAUUGUGUGGUGGGCAGGAACAAUUGCAAUGGCUGUUGGCCAGAUUGGAAACUUCCUGGCUUACACGGCGGUCCCCACAGUCCUGGUGACUCCUCUUGGUGCCCUUGGAGUGCCAUUUGGGUCCAUUUUAGCUUCUUACCUUCUGAAAGAAAAGCUCAACAUCUUGGGCAAGUUGGGGUGUCUACUAAGCUGUGCGGGUUCUGUCGUGCUGAUUAUCCACUCCCCGAAAUCUGAGAGUGUGACCACUCAGGCCGAGCUGGAGGAGAAGCUGACCAACCCAGUGUUUGUGGGCUAUCUGUGCAUCGUGCUGCUGAUGCUGCUGCUGCUUAUCUUCUGGAUCGCGCCGGCCCACGGGCCCACCAACAUCAUGGUCUACAUCAGCAUCUGCUCCUUGCUGGGGAGUUUCACCGUGCCUUCCACUAAGGGCAUUGGGCUGGCAGCCCAAGACAUCUUCCACAACAACCCGUCUAGUCAGCGUGCCCUCUGCCUGUGCCUGGUGCUCCUGGCCGUGCUUGGCUGCAGCAUCAUCGUCCAGUUCAGGUACAUCAACAAGGCCCUCGAGUGCUUCGACUCCUCUGUGUUUGGGGCCAUCUACUACGUUGUGUUCACCACGCUGGUCUUGCUGGCCUCGGCCAUCCUCUUCCGGGAGUGGAGCAACGUGGGUCUGGUGGACUUCCUGGGCAUGGCCUGCGGGUUCACCACCGUCUCCGUUGGGAUUGUCCUUAUACAGGUGUUCAAAGAGUUCAACUUCAACCUUGGGGAGAUGAACAAGUCUAAUAUGAAAACAGACUAGGAUGUAACAGGGGGUUGGAUGGCUUGAGGAACAGGAAAUGGAUGCGGCUUCUGGUCCUGAUUUGUUGUGAAGUAGAAGAGACCGUACAUCGCUGGUGUUGGAGUUGCCUGUAUAUUAACGGAUGGGCUGGUGGAGAGUGAGGAUACGUUGCUCAGCACUGGGGUGGGGGCCCAGCCUUCUGUACUCUGAAGCUGCUCAGUGGUUGCCUGGGUGUCAUCUCUCUCUGAUGAGAGGAAUCUUACGUUCAUUGCCAUUAACCUGGAAGCUUUCAUGAAUACUCUUUGCUUUUAAAACACUUCAUCAUUAUUUAAAUAGAAUGGGCCUUUUCUGAUUAAUCUUUG